Musca domestica (house fly) is the source of this 3563-nucleotide messenger RNA. Its product is annotated as protein peanut. Bases 900 to 2531 code for a protein of 543 amino acids. Gene Ontology annotation, biological process: cytoskeleton-dependent cytokinesis; cilium assembly. NCBI's taxonomy places the organism in Eukaryota, Metazoa, Arthropoda, Insecta, Diptera, Muscidae. Gene Ontology annotation, cellular component: cell division site; septin ring; microtubule cytoskeleton. The record is from RefSeq and is a predicted model, not a curated record. The transcript has a single exon. Gene Ontology annotation, molecular function: GTPase activity; GTP binding; molecular adaptor activity.
ACUUGGUUCUCCAGGGGCAUUAACGAUGAGAGUCGAGUGCGAGCACACACAACAACCGUCAACCGUGAAAUCGAAGUAAUACUUUUUUUCCCAUUGAAAUAAACUAAACGAAUUAUUGUUUGAAAUAAAAACAAUCGAAGUGCAAAGUAGCAACAAAGCUAAAUUAACUAAAAUUCCGAAAACAACAAACAUAACAAAGCCUGUUUUACGCCAAAAAAAUAAAGCGAACUGUAUGUGUGCCGAGUGAGCAAAUUAAAAAGGACGGAAAAAGCAAAAAGGAACAAAGGAAGAACAAGAAGAGGAAGAAGAGAGAUACGUGAAAAAGGCAACGAAUCAACAGCAAAAAGCAAAAUUUUAGGUGUGACAUGAUUUUAUUGCAUGGAAGAAAAUACGAAGCGUAAAGAAGUUCCAAAAAAAAAUAACACAGAGUGCGUGCGGUUAAAGAAGUAUUGGAAAAUCAAAAGCAAAUGCACACAAAAUUAAAACAAAAUAUUGUAAAUUUCUGUUAACACUACAGCAACAACCAGAAAUUGGAACAAAGAAAGAAAAAAAUAAAGCCAAGAACGACGCCUUUUUAUUGCAUUUGAGAAAUAAAAUUGGAAAAUUCUCCCUCAUACAAAACUAUCCAUGUGUGUGUAGUGUGAGUGUUGUCCCCCUCCUAUCUCCCAUGUUGUGUUGUGUGUAUGAGUGUUGUGUGUUUUUUUGUGAAGCAAAGAUAAACCCCGUACAUUGAGGCAGCGGCUAUAGCAAAAACAACAACACCAAUCAUUUAAGCGGUGACGAAUAUUGCAGUAAGGAUCGUACGACGCAACGACGACGCCAUCAAAUUUUCAAGUAGCGCGUUAGGCAUCGAAAGCAAAGCCAAAGGCCUGUCAAACAAACGAACGAACGGCAUCAUCAUGCAGAAUAGUCCUCGUUCCAAUGUCAAUGGAGCCAUCUCCUCGUUACCCAGCACUUUGGCACAAUUGGCCCUCAGAGAUAAACAACAACCUGCCUCUAAUGUAACAGCCACUAGUGUAUGCGUGGGCGGCGGUUCUGGUGUCCUCUCUAAGGCGGCCGUGUUACAACAACAAGCCAAUGGUUCGCCUGGUGGUGGCGGCGGCAGUGCCGGAGAUUCCUCAAAUCUAGGCCAUAAUGAUUCCAAUAAGUUGACCACAGAAUUACAAGAGAGAGAACAAGAAAAUCAAAAGCAACAACUGCAACAGCAGCAGUCACAGCCCAAACAGAAGCCACCAUUGCCAGUACGCAACAAGCCCAUGGAAAUUGCAGGUUACGUCGGUUUUGCCAAUCUGCCGAAUCAGGUGUAUCGCAAAGCAGUUAAGCGGGGUUUCGAAUUCACGCUUAUGGUGGUGGGCGCCAGUGGUUUGGGUAAAUCUACCCUGAUCAAUUCCAUGUUCCUGUCGGACAUCUACAAUGCUGAACAGUAUCCUGGUCCUUCCUUGCGUAAGAAGAAAACCGUGGCCGUAGAGGCCACCAAGGUGUUGUUGAAGGAGAAUGGUGUUAAUUUGACACUGACUGUUGUGGACACCCCCGGUUUUGGUGACAGUGUGGAUAACACAAAUUGUUGGGUGCCCAUACUGGAAUAUGUUGACUCGAAAUAUGAAGAAUAUUUGACAGCUGAAUCCCGGGUGUAUCGCAAGCAGAUACCAGAUAAUCGUGUCCACUGUUGUUUGUAUUUCAUUGGACCCACAGGCCAUGGCCUGAGGCCGUUGGAUAUUGCCUGUAUGCAAAGUCUGUCGGAUAAGGUUAACUUGGUUCCUGUCAUUGCAAAGGCCGAUACAUUGACACCCGAUGAAGUGCAUUUGUUUAAGAAACAGAUAUUGAAUGAAAUUGCCCAGCACAAAAUCAAGAUCUAUGACUUCCCCUCAACACUGGAGGAUGCGGCCGAGGAAAGUAAAACCACACAGAAUCUAAGGACCCGGGUGCCCUUUGCUGUGGUCGGAGCCAAUACCAUUGUAGAGUUGGCCGAUGGCAAGAAGGUGCGAGGCAGACGUUAUCCUUGGGGUCUGGUGGAGGUGGAGAAUUUGUCCCACUGCGAUUUUAUUGCAUUGCGUAACAUGGUGAUAAGAACCCAUCUCCAGGAUCUCAAAGAUGUUACCAACAAUGUCCACUAUGAAAACUAUAGAUGUCGCAAACUAUCCGAACUGGGUCUGGUCGAUGGUAAGGCCCGACUCUCCAACAAGAAUCCCUUGACACAAAUGGAGGAGGAGAAACGAGAACAUGAAUUGAAAAUGAAGAAAAUGGAGGCAGAGAUGGAGCAAGUGUUCGACAUGAAGGUAAAGGAAAAAAUGCAAAAACUUAAAGAUUCCGAAAUCGAGCUGGCCCGGCGCCAUGAAGAGCGUAAAAAGGCCUUGGAGCUGCAAAUACGUGAGCUGGAAGAGAAGCGGCGGGAAUUUGAGCGGGAACGCAAGGAAUGGGAGGAAGUCAACCACAUCACAUUGGAAGAGUUGAAACGACGCAGCCUGGGGGCGAAUAGCAGUACGGAUAAUGUCGAUGGCAAAAAGGAGAAAAAGAAGAAGGGUUUGUUCUAAGGCUUGUUUGUCAAAGAGGAGUAGUAGAGAAGACUUAGUGGUUUUUUCCCAAAACAAAAAAAUCGAAACGAAAAUCUUUACAAAUUACAAACAAAGCACAGCAGUAUUUUUUCAUUUUUGUUUUAAAUGAUUUCCCUGAAAAUUUCCCCCCCCCCACUCCCUGAGAUUUUGUUGAGCACCGGAUAAUUUGUAAUAUCCCUCUGGUAUGAUUAUUUUAAACAAUUAUUAUUGGAAGUUAAAAAACAACACGAAAUUUAAUUAAGAAAAAACCUUGAUAUUUGACGCUAUUAAAAUAGUAAAAACUUCUUUAGUCAGCAAAGUAAAGCGAACGAAAGAAAGAAAGAAAUGGAAUUUCAGCACAAUUUUAUGGAAACAAAAUAAACUGCCAAAAUCUCCCAAAAUUUUCUCUAAGAUACCUAUUUUGCUAAGCUAUACCCUACUUUUGAUUUACUGUAGUUAUUAUGCCCUUAGCUAUUCUCUAGAUUUGCCGCCGCUUAACAAAAAAUGAAACGAAAAAUAUGAAAGGAACCCCCCAACAUUUUUGUAGUCCUUUUGAAAAUUAAACCUAAUUUCUAUUAACUUUUUUUUAUAAUACACCAUUUAUUAUAUAAGUAUAUAGUCGUGUUACAUAUAUAUAAAUAUACCUACCUAUAACCAUUCAAUAUUUUGCAAUAUUCUGUUUCUUUUUUAGAAUAUACGAUAUGAUUUGUAUUUUGUUUAAAAGGCUUUACAACAGCAGUCCAUUAAAUACGAACAAGAUUAUUAUCAUUCAUUUAGUAAUAAUAAAUUAAUUUAUUAUUAUUUUUUGUAGGCCAAAAAAACAAAACAUAUAUCAACCCCCUCGCCACAGACACAAAACUUUUGUAAAUAUAAUCAUUAAAAAAAAAUAAAAGUUUUUCAAUGUUUAAAAUAUUUGAAACCAUCCCCACUUAGCCCUAGCCCGCCUAAAAAUGUUUUUUUUUUAAUUCGAAUAAAUGUGUAAUCUUAACACGAAAAAAAAUCAAAAUAAAACACAACACUUUUUUUCUUUUA